Lolium perenne is the source of this 699-nucleotide messenger RNA. The record is from RefSeq and is a predicted model, not a curated record. NCBI's taxonomy places the organism in Eukaryota, Viridiplantae, Streptophyta, Magnoliopsida, Poales, Poaceae.
AUGGCGGAACACCAUGGUUCCGACGUCCACACUAAGCCGUCCUUGAUAGCUGAAGCAAAUAGGCUGGUGGGCGCUAUCUUGGCGUGUGGCGGCGGCGGCAGCCACCCCAAGACCGUCAAAGCUGUCAUAGAUUUUCUGAUCCAGUUCCGCGGCGGCGCCGGGGUCCCCUGGGUUCGCAUGUACCAGCUAUUCCCGCCUUGGCAAGAGCAAUGUGGCCUUCUGAACCAAGAAUGGGACAGAGAUGCUGUGCUGGAAAGAGCCAAGGUGAUUUUCACGUUGAUCAACACCCAUGGGAACACCAUUAGAAGGACGGCUUUGGGGGGUGGGACAUGGAAGGGCACAGGAGCAGAGACCAUCGGAAACAACCUCGUCCUCACCAAACUGUAUUACAAAAGGGACGGCGCAAAUAGGCCCAGGGAGGAGGGAUUCACUGUUUUUGAGUUCCAUCUCGCAAUGGACCUGCAGCCUCGAGUUGCUAUAUGUGUACUACAUCGAACGGACUAUCGGCAUGCUAUUCCGGAUUUGAGGGAGUACAUACAUGAGGGAUACAUUCCGGGAGGAAAUAAUCAAGCAGAACAGCAGAUGGUGCAUCCCCUGGGACCGAUUUAUUCAUCAGCUCCCAUUGUUGGUGAACUCAUGAAUGGUACCCGAUUUGAUCGACCCAUUAACCAAGCUUCUGACAAUGAGGGGCUAAGCUAG